Molecule: messenger RNA, 1860 nt
Organism: Lolium rigidum
Lineage: Eukaryota; Viridiplantae; Streptophyta; Magnoliopsida; Poales; Poaceae
Product: protein DETOXIFICATION 14-like
Exons: 7
Coding region: 39-1490 (483 amino acids)
Biological process (GO): xenobiotic detoxification by transmembrane export across the plasma membrane
Cellular component (GO): membrane
Molecular function (GO): xenobiotic transmembrane transporter activity; antiporter activity
Source: RefSeq, a predicted model, not a curated record
AUAUCAGCAGAGGCGAGGAUCGAUCGAUCUUGGGCGCGAUGGCGGAGGCGCCGCUGCUGCCGCGGAAGGAUCAGGGGGAUGCUGCCGGGGAGGAGAAGGGGUACUGGAGGAGCGAGACCGGGAAGCUGGCGUACCUGGCGCUGCCCAUGGUGGCGGUGAGCCUGUCGCAGUACGCCGUGCAGGUCUCCUCCAACAUGAUGGUCGGCCACCUCCCGGGCGUCCUCCCGCUCUCCUCCGCCGCCAUCGCCACCUCCCUCGCAUCCGUCUCCGGCUUCAGCCUCCUCAUCGGCAUGGCAAGUGCACUGGAGACUCUCUGUGGCCAAGCCUACGGUGCAAAGCAAUACCACAAUCUCGGGCUGCACACCUACAGAGCCAUCGUCACCCUCCUGGUGGUGUGCGUCCCUUUGUCACUGCUAUGGGUGUUCAUGGGCAAAAUCCUGGUCCUGAUCGGUCAGGACCCCCUGAUCGCGCACGGAGCAGGGAGAUACAUCGUCUGGCUGAUCCCAGGACUGUUCGCGAAUGCGCUGAUCCAGCCGAUCACCAAAUUCCUGCAGUCUCAGAGCUUGAUUGUGCCACUGCUCCUGUCUUCCGUGGCGACGCUGGCGUUGCAUGUACCACUGUGCUGGGUGCUGGUGUUCAGGACCGGAAUGGGGUACACCGGCGCCGCUCUGGCGAUCAGCGUGUCCUACUGGAUCAAUGUGGCCAUGCUCGUAGCAUACAUCGUGAUGUCGAGCUCCUGCAGGGAGACGCGCACGCCGCCGACGAUCAAGGCCUUCAGAGGAGUGGGUGUGUUCCUGCGCUUAGCUCUGCCCUCUGCACUGAUGAUGUGUCUUGAGUGGUGGUCAUUUGAGCUCCUUAUUCUCAUGUCGGGGCUUCUACCCAACCCAGAGCUUCAGACCUCAGUUCUAUCAAUUUGCCUCACGAGUAUAACAUUACUAUUCACUAUACCCUUUGGGCUUGGAGCGGGUGGAAGCACGCGAGUAGCAAACGAACUGGGUGCUGCAAACCCUGAAGGAGCUCGAUCGGCAGUCCGUGUGGUGAUGUCGAUAGCAGUGACAGAGGCGGUGAUCGUCAGUGGAACUCUUUUGCUGUCCCGGUGCCUCUUGGGCCAUGCUUACAGCAGCGAGGACCAGGUCGUAUCCGCCGUUGCGGCGAUGGUUCCUCUAGUCUGCAUCACUGUGGUUACGGAUGGUCUCCAAGGAGUUCUCUCAGGUAUUGCUCGAGGAUGUGGGUGGCAGCACGUGGGCGCUUACAUCAACCUCGGCUCGUUCUACUUGCUUGGGAUCCCGAUGGCGAUGCUCCUCGGUUUUGUUCUGAAAAUGGGAGCAAAAGGGCUCUGGAUAGGUAUCAUAUGUGGGUCGAUCUCACAGAGCACGCUUCUCUCCGCCGUCACGUUUUUCACCGACUGGCAAAAGAUGGCUGACAAAGCUAGGGAGAGGUCGCUAAGUGAGAAGGUAACGGAGUCCGAGUCGAGAUAUCUACUAGAGUAGUAGUUACACUGCAAUUUUGUGCAUCUCAUCGCUGUCGGGACUCGGGAAGUGAUCAUGUAGAUUGUAGAGGAAGAGGACACCGUGAACCACUGCUUUCCUCCAUCUUUACAUCUAUGGAGUCCGCAGCGGAAUGGCACGGGAUGAUCUUUCCUGAAUCCCCUGGUCCUCAUUUCCACUUAGUUUUUGCUCGACAGGGUACAUGAUGGGCAGCUCGAGACUUCGCCUCCACGUUUUGUGUGCAUGUGUUGGCUGUAACAUCUGGAUGUAUAGACUCGGGAUAAAUCCGUGCUAUUUCUAACUGAAUCAUCAAAUGUUCUGAAGGUCAUUUCCGCUUUCACUCCUAGAAAUAACCAAAGCAGGUUGGGGUAUU